Molecule: messenger RNA, 789 nt
Organism: Ricinus communis (castor bean)
Lineage: Eukaryota; Viridiplantae; Streptophyta; Magnoliopsida; Malpighiales; Euphorbiaceae
Exons: 2
Coding region: 161-406 (81 amino acids)
Source: RefSeq, a predicted model, not a curated record
AAACACAACGACGCCGCAUGGAAGAAGGCCCAAAACAUUUGCUCCUUUCGUUUCGGCAUCCAAGCGCCCCUUGGUGAAGGUGCAGACAUAACAAUCACAUAGCGGAAGCGGCUCCAUACUCCAUAGCUGAAGAGUAGCAGCAGCAAAGAUAAAAGGAGAGAUGUUAGGGGCAUUUUGGGGAACAAGGGUAAUGGAGAUAGUGAAGAAGCAUGAUUCUGGAGGCUUAGUAUGGAAAAGAAUAAAACUCACUACUACCCGUAAAGCCAAUGCUAAGAAGCGUCUCCUCAGAGUUUGGCAGAAUGAAGCUGUCUUGAAGGCCUGUGCUGAACCACCACCCUCAAAAACUUCUGCAUUGUCUGAUGCUACUGGAGUUGCUGAAAAAGAUGGCCUUAGCACCCAAACUUAACUUGCAAAAUUAGCUGAGAACAAGUCUGAAGGAUGUCUUAUUUUUGCAACAUGAAACCAGAUUUGUGCCCGUGUUUGUCCAGGACUAUUCAGUUUAGGCUCUAUUUUAAGUUGUCUCUCACUCAAGUAGAAAAGGGUUCAUACAUUCAAUACAAAUCGAUAUUAGUCUUUGCAUAUUGGUGUUCAGGAGAUUAGCUUUAUGCUGUUUGAUUACUCAGUAUUUCUUUUAGAGCAUUUUUCAUUUUUCUUUAAAUCAAAACAAAGCUGUUCAGGAGAUUAUGUAAUCAUGAGUUUGUAGAAGUAGUUGAAAGAAAGGGCACGCUGUGUUUUCUUGUUUAUUGUCCAAAAUUGACAAUAAUAUGAAAUGGCAUUACUUUGUAGUCA